AUGCCAUCGCUUGUCACCGUCACUAUCCAAUCUGCGCUCCUCAAAGCAGCCGCCAAUAUCGCAGCUCAAAGCCUCGCUGCGUGGAAAUCACAAACAAACACCCCAUUUGAUUGGGCCCGAGUGCUCGAAUUUGCAUUUUUCGGAGUUAGCUCGGCACCUCUCAUCUCGCUUUGGCAGCAAAAACUGGAGGAAAAGUUCCCCACGCAACACAAAGUCGAUCAUCAAACAUCCCACCCCAGAGUCUCGAAACAACCACCCCACGCCAAGCCCUUUAAACGAACGACGAACUCGCCUCCAGAAGUCAACUGGGGUAAUGUUUUCGUGAAACUUUUCCUCGAUCAGACUAUUGGACUGUUCGUCACAAAUGUCAUCUUCCUUACUUGUAUGACGGCGGCUAGACUCCUGAGCGUGACGUUGAUCAUUCGAGAGAUUGAAGCGCGCAUCGUGGGGAUUUUGAAGGUCGGGUGGAAGAUUUGGGGCCCAGUCGCGCUGAUCAACUUUAUCUGGGUUCCCUGGCAAUGGAGAGUGACAGCUGCUUCUAUUGUGGGAUUCGGAUGGAAUAUUGUUUUGGGCCUGUUGCGAGCUAGAGAGUUCCUGGAGUAA
Molecule: messenger RNA, 603 nt
Organism: Penicillium daleae
Lineage: Eukaryota; Fungi; Ascomycota; Eurotiomycetes; Eurotiales; Aspergillaceae
Product: Mpv17/PMP22 family protein
Exons: 1
Coding region: 1-603 (200 amino acids)
Cellular component (GO): membrane; cytoplasm
Source: RefSeq, a predicted model, not a curated record